Dermacentor silvarum is the source of this 1116-nucleotide messenger RNA. RefSeq lists its product as uncharacterized. The record is from RefSeq and is a predicted model, not a curated record. Lineage: Eukaryota; Metazoa; Arthropoda; Arachnida; Ixodida; Ixodidae. Bases 1 to 1116 code for a protein of 371 amino acids. The transcript has a single exon.
AUGAACACAGGACGUCAUGCUUCAGCUUCAAAAUCUGGUAAUCAAAAAGCUACGCGAAACAGCCCCAGGGCAAUCCUCGCCCUAGAUCUCGAAGGGGCGUUCGACAAUGUUACUCAUGCUAGUAUACUCACUAACCUCAAUGAGACGAGGUGCGGGAGGCGCACUUUCGGAUAUGUGAAAGACUUUCUGUCCUCCCCCAAGGCACGAAUCUCAAGGGGUGAAGAGCGAUCAGAGCUCAUUGAAUCGAGGGAGCGGGGCACCCCGCAGGGAGCGCUGUUAUCACCACUCCUGUUUAAUCUGGCCUUACUGCCACUGCCACGAUUGCUAGACCAAAUCGAAGGAAUCGGACACGCGUUCUACGCGGACGAUGUUACUAUAUGGACGGAGCGAGCGGGCUCUGACGGCUGGAUGGAGGAGACACUUCAGGCGGCAGCACUCACAAUGCACGAGUACGCGAAGACCUGUGGACUCAGCUGCGCGCCGCAGAAGUCGGAACUCCUCGUAAUCCAACCAGGAAAGCCCCGCAAGCAGCGCCCACGAGACAUCUGCAUCCAAGUUGACGGCACCACAGUCAAGCCGACGGACACAUGUAGAAUUCUCGGACUCCUAAUACAAGACAAUGGAAAAGCACACGCCGUCAUCGCCAAGAUGAAGACCAGCGCGGAGAAGAUCUUAUCCAUGCUGAGAAGGGUUUCAACUAGAAACAGAGGACUGAAGGAAGACGAAGCCCUCAGACUAUUGCAGGCCUUCAUAACAUCCAAGAUAACAUAUUCGGCCCCGUAUCUCCAUCUAGACAAGACUCAAAAGAAUACAAUCGAUACCAUCAUCAGAAAGGCUAUCGAGCAAGCACUCGGCCUACCCAUCUAUUCAUCGACCCAGUGCCUUCAAGCCAUGGGGGCACACAACACAGUCGACGAACUCAUAAAAGCCCACCUGUCUAACCAGCGACUCCGCCUGAGCCAGACAAAUCAUGGCCACGCGGUGCUGGAUAAGAUAGGGUGGCGCAAGGAGAGAGCAACAAUCAAGAGGUACAUCCCAACUGAAUGGAUGACGUCAAUCACCACCAAGCCCUUACCCCGAAACAUGACGCCGGAGAAAAAUGAUGGCAGGAGAUAA